Archocentrus centrarchus (flier cichlid) is the source of this 3147-nucleotide messenger RNA. RefSeq names its product p53 apoptosis effector related to pmp22 (gene perp). Bases 217 to 771 code for a protein of 184 amino acids. Gene Ontology annotation, biological process: cell-cell adhesion. The transcript has 3 exons. NCBI's taxonomy places the organism in Eukaryota, Metazoa, Chordata, Actinopteri, Cichliformes, Cichlidae. Gene Ontology annotation, cellular component: cell-cell junction; membrane. The record is from RefSeq and is a predicted model, not a curated record.
UUUAUGCCUAACAGCCCAGCCCUUCACGUCCCUAACCUGGCGGACGGCUGCGUUUCACUCUAGGGUGGGGCUGAGGCUUUUUAUGUUGUAUCCUCACUUUACUCACUGUCACAGUCUCUGCGCAAAGACGCACAAGACAUUUAUCGGACAGAUUUCUGCUCGCUUGCGCGCUGUUUCCUUUCGUGCACCUCGGUGAACACUCGCUGGUCGUCGGUCAUGUUUCGCUGUGGGAUCGCCUACCCUCGAUGCAGGUGGAUCAUCCCCCUGCUGCUGGUUUUCGCUAUUAUUUUUGACCUUAUCGCCAUCUGCGCACAAUCGGGAUGGGUAGAGGACGAGAACGCCAAGUCUCACUACGCCAGUAUGUGGAAGCACUGCCGCGGCAGGAACGACAAUUGGCAGUGUUGGUCGCUACAGGAUAACUCCUGGGCCCAGGCAGUCGCUGCUCUAAUGAUCAUUGGCCUAAUCCUCCUCAUCAUCGCCUUCAUUCUCGCCAUUGUGGCUAUGUGUAACAUCAACACUGGUCUUAUGAUUGCCGUAGCAGCAUUCUUGAUCCUUGUUGUGAUUCUCCAAGUCAUUGCUCUCAUCAUCUACCCAGUCAAAUUCAAUGAGCUUAUCUUUGAGGGUACCUAUUACUACACCUGGGCCUACGGAUUUGCCUGGGGUGCCACCAUCAUCUGCAUCGGCUGUGCCAUCAUCUUCUGCUGCCUGCCAAAUUAUGAGGAUGAACUCAGUGGCGCCGCAAAGGUCAAAUACAUCUAUUCUUCCCAGUAAGGAUAAAUCCCGCACAGCCACCCAGUCAUAGCCGUUUCCUGUUUUCACUCUGUGCUGCAUCCGGACUGGCCACUGAACAUUAUUACACUGUACCAUUUCACCAAAGAUUUACACUGGCUCAGUUCAGCUAAAUUUGGUCCAGCAAUGGGGAAACCACUCCUCUACCAUUCAUUAGUGAAGUUAGAAGCAAGGAGUGAUUCCUACUGGAAGUGGACUGUGAUUGGAAACCGCAUCUACUUUAAUUCACAGAUCGCUAUUUUCAAUUAAGUCAGAAUUUUUUUUUAUCAAUUUACCUGUAAUUUUUAGCUGUAAAUCUCUAACACAGUCUCAUGGCACUUUGUGAAGUAGUUGCAGAAGUGAAUCAAAGGACCAAGACACAGAGGACCAUCAAUUUUACACUUCAUUUAGAUUUUUUGUUUACACUUUUGUUUUCAUUUGCUGUUUGGAUUUAGAAAAAGUGUAUUGCUUGGGUUAAGCUACUAUAUUUACCGCAUGUUUUUUGUGUGAUUUAUAUAUCCCUUCAAAGGACAGUUUUGAAAAGUAAAAAAAAGAAAAAGAAAAAUUCAUGACCAUGUAGUCGACCCAAUAGAUCACAUUUUGUGACUAUUUCACAAAUAGACUAUGAGACUGUGCUGAAUUGUCAAUGCAAGAUCACCCAAGUGCACUCAACUUAAAGGAGGUAAGGAUUUGUCUGUAUCUCCUAGAAUCUUAAUAGAUAAGCAAUCCAGACUCAAAUAUUUUGCACAGGAUGUAAAAUCAGUCAGUAUCUUUUCUUGGUUUUGUCCAGUGUGCCAUGAUUAGUUUUUCUGUGACUUUUAUUCUGUAUGUUGCUGUGCAUAUACAAUAAGAAGGAGGCCUAGCCUCUGGAAUGGAAUCUAGUUAUACAGAAAUGUUUAUGUAGUUCAACUUUCCUGUUUGUACCUUUUUAUGCAUUUACAUAUCUAUUUGUUGUUUGUCUUCAUAAUUGUGUGUUCUAAUUUACAUAUUACCAAAGGGAUGUAACUGUGGGAGUUUGCUGUGCUGGUUGUGUUAUUAAGUAGAGCCAUUGAAGGUAAAAGUAAAAAUUAAAAGAAAGUAUGUAGGGAAGGGUUUAAUAUUCUGAGAAAUAGCUCAGAAUUUCCUGUAGAGUCAUAAAAAAAAAACAGCUUAUUAAAAUUAAAAAAAAAAAAAAAAAAAACCUUGUUUUAUGCCUUUAGUCAGAAAUCUAAUGAAAUUAUAGCGUAAACUGCAAUCACAUUUAGCAACAAGAAAAAUAAUGAACAACAGUGCAGGAAAGACUGAUACAGGCUUUUCUGCACUGAGAUCAUUUUCCCCUGAUUUUAAGGACCUUAGUCUUUAAAAUGUUGAGGUUUUUCUUAGAUUAACCUGUUUGCCUACAACAAACCCUAACACCACUUCCCGAGUAGACCGGCAGUUUGAUGAUUGCUAUGAUACCAGGGGAAAGGAGCUGUAUUCUUGUUUUCAUGACUUGGCUUCUCUCUGUCACGCUAAACUGGAAGACAGAAAAGCCUUACUCAUAAUUUUUUUUUUUAGUUUUCUCUUAUCAAACAUAAUAAAACAACUGAUAAUCGUGUUCAUAUUUUAGUUAUUGUAGAACAUUAGGGGAAUUUUUUUUUUUUAAGAUGGUCCAAGCCUCAUUCCAUAAUGAUGUCAAAAUUUUGGUGUAAAGGGAAUCAACACAAAAGAAGAUUAUUCAGUGUUUUUAUUACUGACAGAUUGCAGACAGAUCACCAAACAUGUAUUUUAAAAGGCUGUCAUAAUUUCUCAUAAUGCCACUUUGGAUGACAUUUUCUUGUUUGAUAAAAUACUGAGACAAAGUUGUACAAUCAUCUGACUUCCUGUGUGGAAAACUUGUGCCUUAGCUUCUUCAGUGUUGUGUUUCUGAAUGUUUGAUCCAACAGGUAAGUCAGGUUUUACUGACUCAUGACAACUCUGUUCAUGCUGGGACAAAAUUCAUGCCCAGACAAAGUUAUUCUGCUCGAUUAAAUAAGAGUUCUAAAGAAGCAAUCAUCAGUAACUGAUCUUCAAUUAUUGGCCACAAUCCAGUUUAAGCUUUUUUGCAUAUAAUGUAGGUUCUUUGAAGAUGUUGCUAAAUAACAACUAUCAUUUUAUAUGCUGGUUGCAGUUCUAACAUUUAAUCAGGGCUGGUUUCCUCUUCCUAACUCUAUUGCAACUGUUAAAAGUGAGCUAAAAACAUGCUUUUACUUUAGGCAUGAAUCUCUGUUUUCAAUGCCAGCUUUUAAUAUCAUUAGUAAAUGGAUGGAUGUGUGCUGUUCUAUAUGGAAUGUCUCACUGGAAAUCUCCCAGGUGGUUUUCUGCUGUAGUUUCAAUUAUUUUUCUGUGUAUUUUUAUGCAAUAAAGAGUUUUUUGGAAAGA